AUGCAUCUUCUAAGGUGGGAGUUUAUGGACGAAGAUGACACAUUCAAAAUCCACCUUGAACAGCACACUACUGUCACCGACUAUGCCAUUCUUUCACAUAGAUGGGGUAAGCCUGAAGACGAGGUAUCCUUUGAUGAUAUGAUUGCUGGCACACACGAGAGCAAAAAGGGGCACGAAAACUUGUCGGCUGUUGUAGACAAGCCCGAAAUUGACGGGAUACGACACGUCUGGGUUGACACCUGUUGCAUCAACAAAGCAAGUAGCGCCGAGCUGUCUGACCCUAUUACGUCCAUGUUCGCGUACUACAAUCAGUCUAGAGUGUGUUACGCCUUCUUAAACGAUGUCAUCAUUGCCUCCGGCGUCUUUCUCGCAAAGCGUCUGGUCCAUUCGAGGGUGGACUCUUCAAGAGCUUAUAGCACUGCAACAGGUCAGCAUUACGAACAUCGAUCCGAUAUUGUUAAGGGUCCCAACUACGACAAAGGUCAUCAGUAUCUCCAAGAAAAUGUCUUGGGCCGCCCAGAGGGAAACGACGCGAAAGAAGGACAUGGCGUACUGUUUUAUGGAAAUAUUUAG
This is a messenger RNA of Fusarium odoratissimum NRRL 54006, 573 nucleotides long. RefSeq lists its product as uncharacterized. The transcript is spliced from 2 exons. Lineage: Eukaryota; Fungi; Ascomycota; Sordariomycetes; Hypocreales; Nectriaceae. The record is from RefSeq and is a predicted model, not a curated record. The coding region runs from base 1 to 573 and encodes 190 amino acids.